AUGAGGGAGUUCCUGAGCAAAAGAGAAGACAAAUGGUGGAAGAAGGAACCUCCUGACCAGAUGGAAGAGCCCGGGCCUUGCUCCAUAGAGGUGGGAGUGCCAGAGGAAGCUGAGCACGAGUCGCUGAUGGUUGAUAGUGACUUCAUGAGGGAGGAAAGGGAAGACUCAACCUUGAGUCACAAGGCUGAGCAGACAAGUUCAACAGCAAACCCCCAGGCUCCUGAUGGGAUUUACACCCUGCGCACUGAAAAUGGAGAAAUCUACCAGACCUUCUGCGACAUGACCACCAAGGGGUGCGGCUGGACCCUGGUGGCCAGCAUGCAUGACAACAACGUCUACGGCAAGUGCAUCGAUGGCGAUCGCUGGUCCAGCCAGCAGGGGAGCAACAUCAACUACCCAGAGGGAGAGGGCAACUGGGCCAAUUAGGUUGGCUCUGCGGUGGGCUCCACCAGCGACAACUACAAGAAUCCUGGUUAUUAUGAUCUGCAAGCCCAGGACCUGUCCGUGUGGCAUGUAACCAACAAGACACCCCUGAAGGAAUGGAAGAACAGGUCCAUCCUGAGGUACCACACCGAGACCGGCUUCCUGUCCUCGGAGGGGGGAAACCUCUUUAAACUCUACCAGAAAUACCCAGUGAAAUACGGCGCUGGCUUCUGCAAGACCAACAAUGGCCCCGCCGUGCCCAUCAUCUACGAUUAUGGUGAUGCCCAGCAAACCGCCAACUAUUACUCUCCAAACAGCCGAUCUAAAUUCAUCGCUGGCUACAUCCAGUUCCGCGUGUUUAAUAAUGAGAAGGCGGCCAUGGCUCUGUGUUCUGGGGUGAAAGUGACUGGCUGUAACACCAAGACUUACUGCAUAGGUGGAGGAGGGUUCUUCCCAGAAGCGAACCCUGCUCAGUGCGGUGAUUUCCCUGCCUUUGACUGGAAUGGCUAUGGAACCCAUCAGCACUGGAGCAUAUCCAAGGAGAUGAUUGAAUCCACAGUGCUGCUGUUCUACCGCUGAGUUCGGAAAGGCUGGCGUGACCCAG
Molecule: messenger RNA, 1027 nt
Organism: Gopherus evgoodei (Goodes thornscrub tortoise)
Lineage: Eukaryota; Metazoa; Chordata; Testudines; Testudinidae
Product: intelectin-like protein
Exons: 7
Molecular function (GO): oligosaccharide binding
Source: RefSeq, a predicted model, not a curated record